Malus domestica (apple) is the source of this 2991-nucleotide messenger RNA. RefSeq names its product protein argonaute 4A-like. Gene Ontology annotation, molecular function: RNA endonuclease activity; protein binding; RNA binding. Lineage: Eukaryota; Viridiplantae; Streptophyta; Magnoliopsida; Rosales; Rosaceae. The record is from RefSeq and is a predicted model, not a curated record. Gene Ontology annotation, biological process: regulatory ncRNA-mediated post-transcriptional gene silencing. Gene Ontology annotation, cellular component: cytoplasm.
AAAAGCCAUAGCUUGCAAGCAGAAAACCCUAAUCGCUCUGCGAUUUUGCAUUCUGGGUUUUGUUUUGCUUUGCUGGGUUUUGAGUUUCUCUCUCUUCUGGUCUUAGGACAUGGAGCGCUUGAAUCCCGAUAGACUCGAACUUCCUCCACCACCACCCAUUAUUCCUCCAAAUGUUGUCCCGACUGUGGCAGAGGAAAAGUCUCUUGAACUAUAUAAGAAAGCAUCAACUCCAAAACGUGUUCCCAUGGCAAGGAGUGGGAAUGGAACUAAAGGGCAGAAGAUCCCUCUUCUGACCAACCAUUUCAAAGUGGCAGUGAACAAGUCUGAUGAGUACUUUUUCCAUUACAGUAUUGCGAUGUCUUAUGAAGAUGGUACCCCCGUCGAUGGGAAAGGCAUUGGACGAAAGGUCAUUGAUAAAGUGAAACAGACAUACGCAAUGGAGCUUGCCGAUAAAGAAUUUGCUUAUGACGGAGAGAAAAGCUUGUUUACCGUUGGCCCUCUUCCUCACAACAGACUUGAGUUCACAGUUGUACUGGAUGACAUCUCAUCGACCAGGAGGACUGCAAGCCCAGGAGGUGGCUCCAACCGUGCUGACAGUGAGGGAGAUCGGAAGAGAGUUAAGAAGCAAUUUCAAUCCAAACAAUUAAAUGUGCUGAUCAACUAUGCUACUAAAAUCCCAAUGCAAGCAAUCGUGAAUGCAAUACGUGGCCAGGAUUCAGAACAUUUUCAGGAAGCGGUGAGGGUUCUUGAUAUCGUACUGAGGCAGAAUGCAGCGAAACAGGGUUGUCUUCUUGUCCGACAGUCUUUCUUCCACAACAAUCCAAGGAACUUCGCGGACUUGGGAUCAGGUGUGUUAGGCUGCAGGGGUUUUCAUUCAAGUUUCCGAGCCACCCAAGGGGGUCUAUCUCUUAAUAUGGACGUAUCCACUACAAUGAUUGUAAAACCUGGCCCCGUUCUAGACUUUCUGAUGCUAAACCAGAACGUUAAAACUCCUUACCAGAUCGAUUGGACGAAGGCUAAGAGAAUGCUGAAAAAUCUGAGGAUCACAACCUAUUCAUCUAAGAUGGAGUACAAAAUCACUGGACUGAGUGAUAGACCAUGCAAAGAGCAGAGGUUCUUCCUGAAAUCGAAAAAAGGACAGGAUGGUGAUGGAGAAGAAAUUACGGUUUCUAAAUAUUUUGCUGUCUAUAAAAACCUACCAUUGCGGGAUUCAGCAGACUUCCCAUGCAUCAAUGUUGGGAAACCAAAGAAGCCAUCUUACUUUCCACUUGAGCUUUGCAACUUGGUUUCACUGCAACGCUAUACAAAAUCUUUAACCAAUUUGCAAAGGGCUUCACUAGUGGAGAAGUCUCGGCAGAAGCCCCAGGAGAGGAUGUCAGUUUUGCGUGAUGCACUGAGGACUAGUAAUUAUGAUGCUGACCUGAUGCUUCGUUCUUCUGGAGUGUCCAUUGGUGUUGACUUUGUGCAUGUUGAAGGCCGUGUAUUGCCAGCUCCAAAGCUAAAAGUUGGGAACGGAGAGGACUUUUUUCCGCGCAACGGGAGGUGGAAUUUUAACAACAAGAAACUGGUACAACCUGUGACUAUAGAUCGUUGGGCUAUUGUCAAUUUCUCUGCUCGCUGUGACACUCGGAACCUGGUCAGCAAUAUGAUGAAGUGCGGAAAUAUGAAAGGAAUUGCCAUAAAGGAACCGUUUAUGGUAUUUGAUGAGAGUAACCAGCACAGACGUGAACCAGCUCCCGUUAGAGUGGAUAAGAUGUUUGAAUACAUAAAGUCAAAACUUCCAGGACCACCUCAACUUCUGUUGUGUAUUCUUCCUGAGAGGAAGAAUUCUGACAUAUAUGGUCCAUGGAAAAGGAAGAAUCUUUCUGAGCUUGGGAUUGUAACACAGUGCAUUGCUCCUACAAAGGUGAAUGAUCAGUACAUUACAAAUGUGCUACUGAAAAUCAAUGCAAAGAUGGGUGGAAUGAAUUCGUUGCUAAGUGUGGAGCAUUCUCCUUCUAUUCCAUUGGUUUCCAAGCGCCCCACUCUGAUUCUCGGUAUGGAUGUGUCACACGGCUCACCUGGGCGGUCAGACGUGCCUUCUAUUGCAGCGGUGGUGAGUUCCAGGCACUGGCCCUUGAUUUCUCGUUACCGAGCUGCUGUGCGUACUCAAUCACCAAAAGUGGAAAUGAUAGCUUCUCUGUUCAAGCCUGUGUCAGAUAAAGAGGAUGAUGGCAUAAUCAGGGAACUGUUGGUAGACUUUUAUGCUACUUCAGGAAGCAGGAAGCCGGAUCAGAUAAUUAUUUUCAGGGAUGGAGUGAGUGAAUCACAGUUCAACCAAGUCUUGAAUGUGGAACUGGAUCAGAUUAUUGAGGCCUGCAAAUUUCUUGAUGAGACUUGGUCUCCAAAGUUCAUGUUGAUUGUUGCACAAAAGAAUCAUCACACCAAGUUCUUCCAGACGCAUUCACCUGACAAUGUUCCACCGGGAACCAUCAUAGACAACAAAGUCUGUCACCCCAAGAACAAUGAUUUCUACUUGUGCUCUCAUGCUGGGAUGAUUGGGACUACUCGGCCUACCCAUUAUCAUGUUCUGUAUGAUGAACUUGGGUUUUCAACGGAUGACUUGCAAGAAUUGGUUCAUUCUCUGUCUUAUGUGUACCAAAGAAGCACGACAGCCAUAUCCGUAGUUGCUCCAAUCUGCUACGCCCAUCUAGCUGCUGCCCAGAUUUCCCAGUUCAUCAAGUUUGAUGAAAUGUCGGAGACUGCCUCAAGCCAUGGUGGUGGAAUCACAGUUCCAGGUGCUGUUCCGGUGCCCGAGUUACCCAAGCUGCAUAAAAAUGUGAUCAACUCCAUGUUCUUCUGUUAAAGAUUGGUUGCAGACUUCAGUUUCUUAUCCCCCACGGCUCGAUGCCGUUAGAAUAGCAUAUGAACUUUGACUAGUGGUUUUGACAGCAACUAUUUAAGCUUUGGGGAUUUUUGGCAGGAACUUUCACUAAUAUAUCACGCUGCUGA